GAGGGAGUUGGCUGGGUUUUACUUCAAGAGUGGAGGAAAGCUGAAGGAGAGGCUUGUGGAACUGGUGUCCAAAGAUGGAGGCUUCGCUACUAUACAAGGGAUACAAUGGUGGAUAGGCGCAAAGGAGCCAGGUUUCUUGUUCAAACACUUUGUCGCCGAUAUCGAUCCACAAAAUUUGACGAGUCGCCAGAAAGGAAAGGCUGGUUAUCGAGCUGCGAUCAAGUUGUGGUCUCUCGAUGCUCUCAGGAGCCGCUUGCAAAAGUUGGAGGAGCCCGGAUUCCAGCCAGGAGAAUAUGCCGAGAAAGGAUAUAUUUCAAGGGGCUCGCUGCUGACGGAUGGUUUUGGACUGUAUCUGCUCGGCUUCAAGUUGAGGGAACUGCAAUGUGUGCGGUACAGGAGACUGCCGGCGGAUCGCCUGCCACCACGGAUCACGUCCACGGUCGGAGGGGUGGGCAGGAAAUUCGGCAUGUUAUCCAGACCAAGGAGGAUGUUGCACGGUUGUGGCCCGAGGUCGACCCUCACGAUAUCAAGAUCCUCACGCUCGAUGCUGGACAAGCGUUUGUGGUGGGUGCAUAUGCAUAUCUACCGGAAGAUCCAGAUGCUCACUAUAACCUCGCCGUCAACCAAAAGGCGGUACUCCAAUCAGUGUUCCGGCACAGGAGGUGGCUAGAAGGAGAAAAGGAAGCGACUCUCGACAAGCAGAAAGAAUCGAUUGCCCAUAUCGAAUCCCGACAUCCACUCCUCCGAGGUCCAGGAGCCAAUCUCUUUGAUUACGUUAAGGAGAAGGUCGAGGAGCGGCUUUCCGAGUUUUACAACGGGAACAAGAAUCGAUUCAAGAAGCAUGCUUUGGACAUGGGGAGGGCCAAGCAAGCGGAAUACCAGGCCAUUGCAGCGAGUCUGCUCGGUAUCUUAGGCGGAAGCAUCGGCCGACAUCGGAACCCUGCAAAUCCAGUGUUGAUCGGAGUGGGUCUUGGACGAUUCAAGAGCAUCGGGCGCCUGUCAUCGUUCCAUUCUUCAUUUGGUAUACUUUAUCUCGCUGGCGCAGUCGUUGGGCUAUAUCGUAGUUGGACUAAACGAAUACUACACUUCGAAAAAGUGCCCCGAUUGCGAAAACUUUGUGGCCCAGGUGAACAUCCGCCAAUUUUACUGUAUCCACUGCAAGAGGUAUCACCACAGGGACGUCAUGGCCGCGGAGAAUAUGUCCAAGAUCGUCCGAGGGUAUCAAGAGGACCAGAAGAGACCUCUUUACUACAGCCCAGGACGGCAGACGGCGGGUGCCCCUGGGAGGAAGACACGAGCAUGGCGGCGACGAGCUCCAGCUCCUCCACGAUCGACGCCAGCAGCGCCAGCAGCAGCACAUCCAUGACUACCAGCAGCAGCCGCAGCACUCCCCCCGAAGCCGCAAAAGGGCCUCUUCUGUAUCGAAUCAGUCAAGAGGACUCAACAAGAAAAUGGCCAAAGAGUUUUAGUCUAUCAUUCCAUAGUCAAGACUAGUUUUCGUGUGUCCGGCCACACACAUCACAGUGCUGAUCGCGCACAUUUGUACUAUCUGCUGCCACUAUUUCUUGCGCCAAUUUCAUUACCUCUUUGCCUCGCUGUCUUGGCAUUCGUUCAUACACGUCGCUCCUUGCCAUCACAUCGCAAACCACAGCGACUUACACCAAACAUUGAUCACGAUCACUUCCCUUGGCACCUAAUCAAAGUUAAGUAUUUUCAUGGGGGAUCGAAAAAUCGCGUUCCAUCUUUUUC
Molecule: messenger RNA, 1749 nt
Organism: Gamsiella multidivaricata
Lineage: Eukaryota; Fungi; Mortierellomycota; Mortierellomycetes; Mortierellales; Mortierellaceae
Exons: 2
Coding region: 106-1494 (462 amino acids)
Source: RefSeq, a predicted model, not a curated record